CAGAGGAGGAGGCGGAGGUGGCGGUGGCGGAGGAGGAGGAGGAGGCGAAGGCGAAGGCGAAGGCGAAGGCGGCGACGGAGGGCGAGGAGGAGGAGGGACUCGUCUUUUCUCCGCCUCGCGCCUGGCGGGUGGACUCGCCGUCUUCCGAGGCCGCCUCGCCGUGGCACCCGGGCUCCCCCUUCUCGGCCGCCGCCUCGCCGCCCGCGCCGGUUGCCGCCUCGCCCGAGGUCCGCCCGACGACCCGCACGCUGCUCGCCCAGCUCGGGCACGAGGCGCUGGUGCAGCUCUCGUGUGAGCCUGUCUCGCCAAGCGGCGCCGCGCAGGCCCGCGCCGCCAUGCUCGACACCGGCGCCUUGCCCACCGAGCCGCCGCCGCCGCCGCCGCCGCUAGACGUCGCCGCGGCAGAGGCGGCUUGGGCUGCGGGCGCCUUGCCGGCCGAGCCGCCGCCGCCUCCCUCGUUUGGCACGCCGGACAAGCCGCAGCCGCCGCUUGUGGCCGCGCCCAACUCGCGCCUCGACGACGAGCUCGCGCCCUCGCCCGCCUCGCCGCUGCCGCCCUCGCCCGCCUCGCCGCUGACGCCGUCUCCCGACACGGGGGCGGUGAUGAAGGCGGUCGCGAGGGUGCGCUCUGCCACAGAGUCGGCGAUGACGGCGCGGGAGGUGCACGAGGCCAUCGCGGCCGGCGGCGGGUCCACCGCCGCCGCCGGGCUCGCAAAGGUGCGAAAGGCGUCCUCCAAGCUCGCGCGGCUGCGCCGCCGCGGCGGCGACGUCUCGCCAGACCCGCCUGCCCGUCUGCGCGCGCCGCCCGCCGUGCCCGCCGUGCCUGCCGCGUCGGGGCCGCCGCGCGGCGCAGGCGCCGUCGCCGUCCUCUUCGUCGUCCUCGCCCUCAUCCUCAGCGGGGGCCUCGCCCCGCCGCCGCCGCGCUGCUUCUCGCGCCGCUGCUUCAACAACUCCGCUGCCCGGCCCUCCGCCGCGUCCGCCGCCGCGUCUGCCGCCGCCGCGUCCGCCGCCGCCGCCGAGGUCGUCGGCGCCGCGGCGCACGACGCGCGCCACGCACGCGCCGCGCUGCUCGCCGCGACGGCGUGGUCGGCGCCGGCAACGAGGAUGGCGGAGGCGUUGCGCGGCGGCGCGGCGGCGUCGGCUCGUGGCUUCGUGGCUGGUGGCUUCGCGGAGUCGGAGACGACGGCUGGCGGGGCGGGGCGGGGCGGGGCGGGGUGGUGGGGCAACGUGCCGGCGCUCGCGUUCCUGCUGCUAACGUGAGCGGGAGGGCGACGAGGGGAGGGGCUUGGGGGGGUCUUCGGAGAGGCAAACCGCCGAUGCCGUCUGCAGGGCAAGGGGGGGGGGGGGGGGGG
Molecule: messenger RNA, 1351 nt
Organism: Emiliania huxleyi CCMP1516
Lineage: Eukaryota; Haptophyta; Isochrysidales; Noelaerhabdaceae
Exons: 3
Coding region: 336-1259 (307 amino acids)
Source: RefSeq, a predicted model, not a curated record